UUGAAUAUAUCAUAUUGUUCUAUGAUAUAAUCUUACCCCUGACUUCUCAAUGUGUUCAGUCGUUCAGUGUUAUUGUUAAAUAAUCAUUUUUAUAUUCAGUAAUUAUCUCAAAAGUUGAAGCCAAGUAUAAUUUUUCAUCAAUAAAAAUUAGAAUAUUAUUAUUUGUAUAAGUUGUAUGUAAAAAAAAAUUACAUUAUGUCUUUUUCGGUGACAUGUUUGCUAAAAAAACAAAAUCGUUUACUUACUGCAAUAAGUGUAAGGCACAGAAGUCAACGUAGAAAUUUAGGGAAACCUCCUGGUAUUGCAAAAACACUCGAAGAGAGAAUGGAAGAAAUUAACUUCAAAGAUCCAAAAGUUCACUUUAAAGUUGACAUUGGAUUACCUACACCGCAGAGGGACAAAAAAAUGGAAACAGCAAAGAGAAUUGAAUUAAUAAAAAAAAUUAAAUGCAAUGCAGAACUUGAAAAACUAUCCAGAAAUAAUGAAUUACCAGUAUCAUUGGAUGAAAUAUCUAAUGAUUGGUCAAAAACAAAUGCUCCGUUACAUAUAAAAAAGGUAGCAGAAUAUUAUGGUAUUUUUGAACAUUUAUUUGGAGAUGCCUAUUUUACGCCUUACAUUCAAAUGGAUAUUAGUUAUGAUUACAACUCAAAAAAAGUACCUGUUUAUCGCGGAAAUAUUAUCAAACCAAGUGAGGCGCUGUAUAGUCCGCAAGUUAAUUUUGAAGCUACUGAAAAGACACUAUGGACAUUAAUGCUUACAAAUCCAGAUGGACAUUUACAUAAAGAAAAUUCUGAAUACAUCCAUUGGCUAGUGGGAAAUAUACCAGAUGGAGAUGUUAAUAGAGGUGAAACAGUGUUUAAUUAUUUACAACCGUUUCCGGCAAAAGGUACAGGAUACCAGAGAAUGAUUUUUGUUCUUUACAAACAAUCCUCAGAAAUAGAUUUUUCUUCAAUUAAAUCAGUUAGUGAAAAAAUAGAUUUGGCCAAUAGAACAUUUAGCACUUUUGAUUUUUACUGUUCUCAUGAAGAUAUUAUGACACCAGCCGGAUUAGCAUUUUAUCAAACUGAUUGGGACAAUUCAUUGACAAAGUUUUAUCAUGAUGAACUAUCAAUGUCAGAACCAGUUUAUGAAUAUGAUUUUCAACCUCCAUAUAUUAAACCACAAAAAUGGUUCCCUCUCAAAGAACCAUUCAAUUUAUAUAUGGAUAAGUAUCGCGAUGAAAAACAAAUAGCUAAAGAAUUUUUAAUAAGAAAACUAAGAAAAACACAUCCGUUCCAAAAACCUGAACCUCCUCUAAAAUAUCCAAAUGCAGUGCCAUUCAAGAAAACUACUCCGUCUUGGUUAAAACUUGAGAUGAAAAAAGAACGUUUAAGAUGGGGACGUGUGAAUGAUUACUAAAUUUUCAAAUAAUUUACUUAGUUUAAAUAUUUACAUAUUUGUUCAUUAUAAAAAAAAAAUAUUUGAAUAUCAUUCUUCAAUAAAUAUUCUUGUUUAUUUUACCAAA
Messenger RNA from Metopolophium dirhodum (rose-grain aphid), 1504 nucleotides. RefSeq names its product large ribosomal subunit protein mL38 (gene mRpL38). Gene Ontology annotation, cellular component: mitochondrial large ribosomal subunit. The transcript is spliced from 7 exons. The record is from RefSeq and is a predicted model, not a curated record. Bases 196 to 1398 code for a protein of 400 amino acids. NCBI's taxonomy places the organism in Eukaryota, Metazoa, Arthropoda, Insecta, Hemiptera, Aphididae.